GUAGAUGUAACCUUGUCCUAUCUUAUUUUAACUUUUUCAAGCCUAGUUUAUUAAGCUUUUAUAGAAUCAUUAAAUAUCUACAUAGUAUUUUUUAUGUUGCUUGUUACACAGAAGUAGCCUUUAUAUCUUAUCUCUUAUCAAUCGUGAUUCAAUUUUCUCUCAGCAGAGUGCAGGUCGUUAAUAUGUUGAAAUUAAUACACGUGAUAUCGCUGUUACCAUUGAAACCCGUUGUAGUUAGAUCAAAUUGUGUUGUAAAUAAUUUAGUUCAGACCUGUUCAGUCCCGAAUAUUAGGAAAAUGAGUUUCAAAGCUGUAGAACGUGGAACAACAAAUACUCAAGCCUAUAGGAUAUUUUUUAAAAAUUCUGAAGGAACCCCAGUUUCUCCAUUCCAUGACAUUCCUAUGUAUUCUGAUGAAUCUUCUCAAUACCUCAAUAUGGUUGUUGAAAUCCCGAGGUGGACCAAUGCUAAAAUGGAGAUAUCACGUACUGAGCCAUUAAAUCCUAUUAAGCAAGAUAUUAAGAAAGGAAAACUUAGAUAUGUGGCCAACUGUUUUCCACAUCAUGGAUAUAUUUGGAAUUAUGGUGCAAUUCCGCAGACCUGGGAAAAUCCUGAGGUGAAGGAUGAGCACACAGGUUUUAAUGGUGAUAACGAUCCUAUUGAUGUUCUUGAAAUUGGUUCUCGGAUUGCCAAGAGAGGAGAAGUUCUUCAAGUGAAGGUUUUAGGUGUCGUUGCUUUGAUUGAUGAAGGCGAGACAGACUGGAAAGUAGUAACAAUAAAUAGGAAUGAUCCUGUUGCUGAUUCAUUAAAUGAUAUUGGGGAUGUUGACAAAUAUUUCCCUGGUCUCCUGAAAGCAACUGUAGAAUGGUUAAGAAUUUAUAAAAUUCCCGAUGGUAAACCUGAGAACCAGUUUGCUUUUAAUGCCGAGUUUAAAGACAAGGCAUUUGCCAAUAAAAUCAUUCUUGAAACACAUCAACAUUGGAAAAGCUUGAUGUGCAAGCCUGAAGAUAUUGAUAUAUCAAGGAUAAAUACUGGUGUGAGCGAUAGCAAGGAUAAAAUUAGCUCUAAAGAUGGCGAAGAGAUUGUUAAUAAAAGCCCGGCGUUUGCACAGGGAGGUCCUGAUGAUGAUUCAGUUGGAAAAUGGCACUUUCUACAUUUAAUGUGAAGAGGCUUUGGAAUGGUCUUUCAUAGGAGCAUCGAUAGUAGGACUGGAAAAAAAGAAAAAGAAAAAAAAAUACUCGGUUUAUUGGAAUCACUACUUAAUUUUCCAAUAUUUAUAUAUUUGUUUUAAUUUGGUUUCCGUUGUUUCACGGAAUAUAUUAUUUAUUUUUAUAGUUUUUUUUUUUAUAUUUGUAAUUUUUCAAUGGAAAAUUAUUUGUUAUAUCUAUUUUAUUUCUAAAAUAAAAAGAAGUGUAAUGCAUUU
Messenger RNA from Nezara viridula (southern green stink bug), 1421 nucleotides. NCBI's taxonomy places the organism in Eukaryota, Metazoa, Arthropoda, Insecta, Hemiptera, Pentatomidae. The record is from the annotation of a GenBank genome assembly.